AUGUCAGCCCAACGGGCAGGCUGGCAUCCCGGACUCGCGAAGCUCUCCCAGGAAGAAGUGCUCGACAAGUAUCUGACGCUUUAUGACAAGCACGAGGAGCUGAAAAAGAUUUGCAGGGCGCAAGAGGAAAAGAACAAGCGCUUCGCCACGAAAAUAUUGAAAUUGGCGGAUGAUCGGAAACGAAGAAAUAGAUCCAGAUCGGGAACGAGAGAUGAAGCCUUUGAUUCUGAGGAAGAUAUCAGUUAUGAGUGGCGGCUGAAAUGUGAAAAGCUUGAAGACGAAAAUCGCAACCUCGCCCGAAAAGUCGAAACGCUCAAGACUCAAUACAAAGAGCUUCAGCAAUCGAAGAAGAUCCGCUCGUCAAAAGUCGAUUCUGGCCUCCCAUUUCCCUCAGGUGGCCGACCCAUGAGUGGAACAUCCCCUGCUCGUCAAGCGAAAUCAGCGACUGUAACGGCGAAUUCGAUCAGAACUGGCAUGAGGAGAGUCGAGUCAAGCCCGCAGCUGAGGAGUCUUCAGCAGCAUUUGGACGUAGCAAACCAGGAAAACGAAAAUAUGCUCGAAGCAAUAAGCCAUCUUCAGCGACAACUAGCCCAGACAGAAGCGACUAACAAAAGCCUCAACACGCAGCUUUCUCAAAAGAACGAAAUGCUCAACUUCUCUUCCGCAAAUCUCAAUACCCACCAGAAAUCGCUGAAAACCGAGAUUUCCAACAUGCGACGAAAUCUGAACAAAAGCCAAACUGAAAUUCAAACGCUCCAGUUUGAAAUCGACGCCAAAGAUUCAAAAGUAACUCUUUUGGAACAGCAGCUCAGCGCGGCGAUAGAAGCUCAAAAAGCGACGCUAGAAGAGCUUGAUGCUGUCAGACGAGACUUUUCGAGCGAAAUCGAGAGGAAUAAAAAGCUUCAAAGUGACAGAAGAGCGCUGGUUCUUCUCAAGGAAGAGCUUCAAACUGAAAAAGACACUCGCCAAGAUUUGGAAAGCGAGCGCUCUCUUCUGCGAGAUCAACUAGCAGCGAUUCGAAAAGCAGAUUCAGUCGGAAGCAACAUCGCCAAGGAGCGAGAAAAUCACUACAAAAGUCAAAUCAAAUUGCUAGAAGACUCGAUCGGCCACGAUGCUAAAACUGCUCAAAAAUUACGCCUUGAGCUUCAUCAAGAAAAACUCAUGACCCAGCGACUUGUGGCGAAACUUGAUGAACUCGAAGGAGCGCAUAGAAGCAUGCAAGAAACCUUGCUCGUUCAUGGAAAAGGAAGCGAGUUGAGAGAAGAGCCGAGGGAAUCGACUGAAGAAGCGUUUGAGCGAAUGUCAACGCUAAAAAUCGCCACGAGCAGUGCUGGAAACACGAAUCAAGAGCUCGAAGUUGCUCUCCGCCAAACUACACGGCGCGUUCGAGAGCUUGAGCAAAAGCUGAUCACUUGCCAUAGACAGAUUCAAGCGAAAGAUGAGGAACUUGUCAAGCUUCAAAAGGAAUACGACCAGACCAGACGAGCUCUCGAAGAAAUGACGGCGAAGCAGGCCAGAACUAUCGAUAAUCAAAACAGCCAAAUAGACCAACUUUCUCGAAGCCUAAGGCAAAUUGGUCUGGAAGGAACAGCGCCUCCCGUGUCAGGAUUGACAAGCUCGAAGCUUAUCGACACCGAAUUUGGUCAAGCAGUUCCUCUAGGUGAAAAUGAAAUCUCUCUGAGAUUAGAGGAGUGCGAGUUGUUUACGCAGAAUUCUUUCCAAAUUUUUGCGUGUGUUAAUUUCGGCAGAUUCAAGCCUGUGGCGACCAACGUUGUGACUGGAAUCAUGCCAAAUCUCAAGUUCAGACAUUGCUAUCAAGUCGAAGUUUCCGACGAUUUCCUCCAAUUCCUCCAAGACGGGUGCAUCUUCAUCGAGCUCCACCGCGUUCUUGGCGGGACACAAUACGAACUCAUCGGUCGAGGAAAAAUCCCCCUUCGAAAGUUUCUAAGCGCUCAGCACUUUGAUGGUUUUGUGGAGAUCAAGUCCAACGAUCCAGUCGUAGCUGUGAGCGAGAUUGCAAGUAUUCAGUACGCGGUGGCGGCGAAAAUACCCUUUGAAAAUGCGGCUACGCUUCAUUUUGAGAAAUCAACCGCGAGGGGAUUUUUGAAUGAGGAGGAAAGUGCAAGUGGAGGAUUCAAUUCUUUGACAGUGAACAUCAUCGGCGGUCGAAACUUCGACGGAAUCUUCGAAAACGAGGAACCAAGCUGUUUCUGCAUAUAUAAAUUCUUUACGUACGACGAAAUGACGACUAACGUAAUCGAAUCAUCUUCAAAUCCGCGAUUCAACUACACCGCGCGCCACCCCGUCGAAGAAAACGAAAAUCUUCAUCGCUACUUAUCCACCGGGAGAUUGACGAUUUUGGUCGUGGAUAAAAGCGAUGAUGGCGAAGAUCAAGAAGAGUACCUUGGCAAGUGCGAGAUCGUCCUUACAUCUUUGAUUCAACAAGACGAGGUUACUGAAAUUCUGACGCUCACGGACCCGCAUGGUGAUGAAAGCGGACAGUUGGAGGUCAGACUUGCCUGGGAACACUCAUACAGAGAACGCCAUGGAGCGAUGAGAGUUCCGGAAAUAAUUCCAGCAGAAGUUGAUUACACCAAUCCACUUGUUAUUUCCGACAGUCAAAAGUCAAGCCCAAGAUCAGCGACUCGAUCAAGGACCAAAUCAUCGGCUAGUCUUCUCAGCGCCUCGAUCAAGUCAAAAUCCCGCUCGGUCUCUCGCGAGGUUACUCCCUCCGCAGCAGAAAGUGAAAAGACGCCAACGCCGCCGCCGAGAACGAGUCAAUCUUCAGAUCCAUAUCCAUUCGACGAGAAGAAUAUCGAUGAUGACGAUGCAGCUUCAGUUGCUCCACCGAGCAUUCCAGAAAUUGAAAAGAUCAAGAGUCCGUCUCCUCCCGUCGAAGAAAUCGAGCCAGAGCCCACUGAACACGAAGCAACUCCUACUCCUGAAGACGAACGAGAAAAUGCGGAGGAGCAAGAGCCUGAAAAGGUUGAAGACAAAGAGCUGCGAGUUUGUUUGAAAGAGCUUCGUUGCGGAAAAGAUGCAGAAGAGACACUUCUCAAUUCAAAAGUCUUCAUCGAGUUCAGCCUCUGUGGAAAAUUAUGCGAAACGAAUCCAUCAAUCGACUAUCCCAAAGAUCCUGAAACGCCAGUCACGAUCAACCAUGAUGAAAUUAUGCCAAUAACGGAGGGAAGCGAGGAAGAAAACCAACUGAAGUUGAUGAUGAAUGGCGAGUUCGAUUCUAGAGUUACUUUCACGCUGCUGACGGAUCCUGGCGAAGACGAUGACGGAAGCGUCGAAUGCGAAGAUGUUGCCACUGCUGAGAUCGAUCUCCGAACCUUCAAAGAAAACGAAGAUCUGAAAGAUCAUCUUCUCGAAUUCACGAGCGACGGAAAAGUCCUCGGCGAGCUUCUCCUCGAUUUCUCUGCCGCCGGUGUUAUUCGUUCUUUAUCUUGA
Oikopleura dioica is the source of this 3453-nucleotide messenger RNA. NCBI's taxonomy places the organism in Eukaryota, Metazoa, Chordata, Appendicularia, Copelata, Oikopleuridae. The record is from the annotation of a GenBank genome assembly.